Suillus paluster is the source of this 909-nucleotide messenger RNA. RefSeq lists its product as uncharacterized. The record is from RefSeq and is a predicted model, not a curated record. The transcript has 3 exons. Bases 1 to 909 code for a protein of 302 amino acids. NCBI's taxonomy places the organism in Eukaryota, Fungi, Basidiomycota, Agaricomycetes, Boletales, Suillaceae.
AUGACAAACAUUCAUCAAGCUUCCCACUCCAAACCUGAGCAUAUUCCCAUCUCGUUUGGGUUUCUCUACUACCACUACCCAAGGAUUGGUGAUGACACUGACCUUGUGGCUCGAAACGCAGUCCUUGAGAGUGUGGAGUGCCGCUGGAGUCAAGUUGAUCAAGAAGUCUUCAUUGUUGCUGUUAUUGUCAAUCUGCUCUACAAAGACAAACCAUUCAGCAACAUUCCUCUGAUGACCUGUGCUGGGCUAAUGUCCCUCUUCAGCCACCUCUGGAAAUAUUUUUAUGGCAGGACAGCACCACCUGAGCUUUUCACAGAUCUUGAUAACUAUCUGAAAAGUUUGUCUGAAUUCCAGCCACUUGACAUAUAUACACAGAUCUCAGUAUCCCAUGCAAAUGAUCAGAAUAAAUUUUCACACCACAACUCUGAAAUCAAGCCCCUCCAGAAAAUUGCUCAACAGAUUCUCUCCAUCUAUCCAAAUUCUGCCUCAUGUGAGCAUCUUUUCAGUAUUUUUGGUGCAAUCCUCACAAAAUGGCAGAAUUGGCUUUCUACUCAAAAUCUCAUGCUGCUUGCAGAGCUGAAGAUGCACCUCCAUGAGGAACACAUUCAUACAGGGGCUGUCAGGAAGUGCCUGAAAUGGUGUUACUGCGAGAACCCAACAAUUGAGAUCAACCAGUCAGCAGAGUCAUCUUGUGUGACUGCAGAGGCCGACACAGAUGCCUUUGGCAGGCUGUGGCAAAUUGCUGCACACCUUAUACAAGCUGUCAAGGAUGAGGAGACUUUGACAACCUCUGAGAUUAUGGAGGUGGCUGCUAAUUCUUCUGACUUCCGGUGCAUCCCUAUCAAAGAUCUCUUCAAUUUCUCUUGUGCUCAAGACUGGUUGGGAUCUUUCUAUCAGACAGCCAUCUGA